UUGUUCCAAAAGUUGGAUUAAUAAUUUGGUGUUUUAUGAUUUUUUUACUGUAGCAUAAAUAAUAAUAUUUCUUUUUUUUAGGGCAAAUCAUUUCAGCCACCCAAUCGCCUCCGUCUCUAUUCUCGUUCUCAACUCUGGAAGUUGCUCCCUCUCUCUCUCUCUGCAAUCUCUCUCUCUGCAACUGCAAACACAAAAUCUACAAGAAUCAGAAGUUCAAAACCCGCCUCCAUCUCUAUUCUCGUUCUCAACUCUGAACUUGCCCUCUCUCUCUCUCUCUCUCUCUCUGCAACUGCAAACUACAAAAUCUACAAGAAUCAGAAGUUCAAAACCCAUAUAUUUCAAUUUAUGCAAGAAUCAAAAGUUCAAAGCCUAUUACCUAUAUCAAAAUCCCCAUAUCGGCAUAUCAUUUCAGAUUGUUCAAAAAAUCAAAACCCAUAUCUUUCAGUUUCCAUCGGCGGCUGUUCCAGUUAUGGUUCGCCGUUCGCAAGCUUCAGCCGCUGUCUCUCAACUCUCAAGCUUGCCCCCUCUCUCUCUCUCUGCAACUGCUGUGUGUAUGGGUUUUGUUUUAAUUUUUUUUUGUAAAUCAACUAAUCAAGCUCUGUAAUCGUAUUUGGUGAAAUUUUUUAUUUGUGUAUAUUUUGCAAACUAAAUCCUAUUUGGUGAAAUCAAGCCCUGAAAUUUCAGAUUGUUCAAAAAAUCCUAUCAGAUCGUUGGAAAAACACUACAAAACACAACACUUCGCAAACGGGCCCUAACCUCACUGCAACUCAUUUUCAUUAUUCUCCUUCUCCUUCCUCCCCGAGCGGCCCAACGCCUUUUUUCUCUGUCUAACCUUUUUCCAUCUUUCAUCUCUUAUAUAUAUAUAUAUAUAUAUAUAUAUAUAUAUAUACACACACGUGUGUGUCUUCUUUUGCUGCUCAGAGGAAAAAAAAAACAGAUUCAAACCAAAUUGAUUGAAGAAAAAAAAAUCUACUACUACUUUAAAAUUGUUAGAUCGGGGAAAAUAAUCCAUGCAAUGGUGGUGUUGGAUUUGUUGCUGUGGCUUUUUUUAUUUUGAUUUUUGAUUUUUUUUUUUUUUGUGGGUUUUGAUUGUGGUUGUUGUCGGGGUGGAGAUUGUGGCGGUGGUUUGGGGUGACCGGCUGAGGAUGGUGGUGGUUGGUCGCUGUUCAUAGACAGGAGAAAGGGAGGCCAAAAUUAUUAUCAGAAAUACAGAGGAUUUUUUUCACCCAAAGAUAGGUGACUGAAGCAAAACAAAGAGAGAAAGAGAAAGGAGAUUGGAAGUGGGUUUUGAACCCAGAAGUGCCAUCCUUCAGCUUGUGCCUGACGGAUUAAUUCUCUCAAAAUUUUCAGCUUUUAAUCCACGUGCUUAAGCAAAGAAGAGACAGAGAGCUAGGAAGUGACUAGAUGGUAAAAAAUAGAAGGAUUAAAUUGGGUUAAGGGUUAACAAAGAGAAAGUUGGGUUAAGGGUUAACGGAGAAAGAACGUUGUGAGAAGAGAGAAAAACUUCUGUUUCGUUAGUGCUCCGAGUCUCAAAAAUAAUCCAUCGUGCGGCUAAAAAUAGGGAGCGCGUGAGUACCAGAGGAGAGAGAAAGACACAGACUUUAUUGUUCAUAGUCCAUAAAGUCUGUGUCUUUUUUUUUUUUUUUUUAGGUAAAAUAAAGUCUGUGUCCUUCUCUCGUAAUAUAGUCCAUAAAGUCUGUGUCUUUCUUUCUCCUAUAUGAACAAUAAAAUAGUCCAAAAAGUCUGCGUCUUUCUCUCUCCUCCGAAUCCAAUAUCAAAAGGGUCCAUCCAUCGAGGCAGCUCAAAAGAAUUUGCUCUGUAGUCUGUAGAGAGAGCGAGAGAGAGAGAGAGAGAGAGAGAGAGACGGGAUAGCAUGAGCAUGGAAGAGAGUUUGCUAUUGAAAGAUAAGGAGGAGGAAGAGAAGAGAGAGGUGGGUGGACUAAGUACUCUAACAUGGAGAGUGUUUGGUCAGGAGGUGAAGAAGUUGGGUUACAUAGCAGGACCCAUGGUGGCUGUCACUCUAUCACAGUACUUGUUGCAAAUUAUAUCGGUGAUGAUGGUCGGUCACCUAGGUGAACUUUCUCUCUCUAGCACCGCCAUCGCCAUCUCUCUCUCUAAUGUCACUGGCUUCAGUCUUCUUUUAGGAAUGGCUAGUGGGUUGGAAACUUUGUGCGGGCAAGCUUAUGGUGCUCUGCAAUACCAAAAACUCGGUACUCAAACUUACACUGCCAUUUUCUCUCUCGUCAUCGUUUGUAUCCCUCUCUCUGUCAUAUGGAUAUAUAUGGGAAAAAUACUAAGUUUCAUAGGCCAAGACCCUCUGAUUUCCCACGAAGCCGGUAAAUUCACAAUGUGCCUUGUUCCUGCCCUUUUCGCUUAUGCAACUCUUCAACCACUUGUUCGGUAUUUUCAAACGCAGAGUUUGGUACUUCCUAUGCUGUUAACCUCAUGUGUCAUUCUUUUUUUUCAUAUACCUCUUUGUUGGGUGCUAGUAUUCAAGUCCGGGUUAGAAAACCUUGGAGCAGCACUAGCAAUUAGUAUUUCGUAUUGGUUAAACGUAAUCGUCCUUGGUUUAUACAUGAGGUUCUCGUCUGCCUGUGAAAAAACCCUUGCCCCAUUUUCAAUGGAGGUGUUCCAAGGAAUUGGAGAAUUCUUUCGCUUUGCUGUUCCCUCUGCUGUCAUGGUUUGUCUUGAGUGGUGGUCAUUUGAGCUGCUUAUCUUGCUCUCUGGGCUCUUGCCUCAUCCCCAACUCGAAGCUUCAGUAUUGUCUGUAUGUCUUUCAACCAUAUCUACACUCUAUACAAUACCAUAUGGACUUGGUGCUGCUGUUAGCACUAGAGUUUCAAAUGAGUUAGGAGCUGGGCACCCACAAGGGGCUCGUGUGGCUGUCUUUGCUGUGAUGUUCCUUACAGUCGCGGAGACAACCAUAGUAAGUGCAACGCUUUUUGCCAGCAGGCGUGUUUUCGGAUACACUUUCAGCAAUGAGAAGGAGGUCGUGGAUUACGUCACAACCAUGGCACCUUUGGUUUGUCUGUCUGUAAUAAUGGAUAGCCUGCAAGGGGUCCUUUCAGGUGUUGCUAGGGGAUGUGGAUUGCAGCAUUUAGGAGCUUAUGUAAACCUCGGGGCCUUCUAUCUUUUUGGAAUUCCUAUUGCUGCCAUAUUGGGUUUCUGGUUAGAGCUAAGAGGAAGAGGCCUCUGGAUUGGGAUACAAGCUGGUUCUAUUCUACAAACAAUUCUGCUGGCUGUAGUAACAAGUUGUACAAAUUGGGAAAAACAGGCAACAAAGGCAAGGGAGAGAAUGUUUGAGGGAAUAUCUUCAUCAGAUAAUUGUUCAAUUUGAAUGAGCAAAGAUUUUCAAUAACUAGUUUUGCAAUGGUACAAGACAGUUACUACUAAUCAAAGAUUUGAGAUUGUAGAUCAUCCAUCUUGUUUCUUAGCAUCAAAACUUCUUAAGCAUUGCAUUAUAUAUAUGUGAGAUAUAUUUUGUAAUUGGCUAAUUUCGAUGUCAAAACGAGUCCGAUCGAGUUAUAAUUUUUGAUGUAAAAAUAUCGAAGAUUGAAAAUCGGAUGCGGAUUUGAAGAAGGUUAAGUGUUCAUGAUAAAUUAUACUCCGAGAUGAUGAGAACAAUGCUAUAAGAUGUUUUGAGAGGCAGUGAGAACAUUUAGGAAGGGUUUUGAAAGGUUUUGAACAAGAUUUUACAUUCUGUCCAUCUUGAACUGGUUCAAGAUUUAUCGAACAGGUUCAACUUGAACUGGUUCAAAAUUUAUCGAAUAGGUUCAACUUCAGUAGAGUGGCGAUUUUAGAGUCUGUCCAUCUUGAACCGGUUCAAGAUUAAUCGAACAGGUUCAAGACGUCCUGGUACUAUUCUAACUUCAGUUUCCUUUUUCUAAAAGUUUCCUUUUUUAUCCCAACUUCCUUUUAAGUCCUAUGCACGAAAUUUAUCAUAUUUUCUAAGGGAUUAGGGCUUUCAAAACUCUAUAUAAACCAUGUUAUAUACAUUGGUUUAUUUACGACUUGAGGGAAAAUCAAUUCUAUAUUUUGAUAAAGCCUUUUAGAGAGAGAAAAUUCAGAAAAUCAAAUCUGAUUAUUUUGAAUUUAUUUAUGAGAGCAUACACAUAUAUUCAUGAGUGAUUUAGUGGUGUUGUUUUCUAUCUUAUCGGAAUCGGAGUUAUACUGAAGAUUCAGAUAUUCCAGAUGAGAAGCAGGAUUUAAUUCUUCUACAAUUGAAUUCAGACGAUCGAAGAACAGAAGUAAAUGCAGUCACACUUUGGAAGGAUUAGAGCAUUUGUGGAGUGCUAUCUGAUCUACCUGCUACUCUUCUACAAAUAUCAAGUGUAAGCCUGAGAUCAAGUUGCUGUUAGACGGGGAGUCGCAAAGGCAGAGAAUCGUCAGCGGUUGGUGUGGUGUAGAACAAUAGGGUGUGAGCCAGAGUCAAAGUUCGGUAUACUUUGUUUUAAACAUAGUGGAUUAGUUUACUUUAGACUGCAUAAUCCACGAGGUUUUUCCCAUAACAGUUGACGUAUUUUAUCAAUUGGGGUUUACUCGCUAAAAA
Cornus florida is the source of this 4549-nucleotide messenger RNA. Its product is annotated as protein DETOXIFICATION 14-like. Gene Ontology annotation, molecular function: antiporter activity; xenobiotic transmembrane transporter activity. Gene Ontology annotation, biological process: xenobiotic detoxification by transmembrane export across the plasma membrane. Gene Ontology annotation, cellular component: membrane. The record is from RefSeq and is a predicted model, not a curated record. The transcript is spliced from 7 exons. Lineage: Eukaryota; Viridiplantae; Streptophyta; Magnoliopsida; Cornales; Cornaceae. Bases 1874 to 3337 code for a protein of 487 amino acids.